AUGGAAGUGGUUGAUGUGCUUCCCGCUGAGGAACAACGGUUGGUUUGGUGUGAAACGGAACGGAAAUUUUGGUACAAGUUUGACAAUGAGAACGAUGUCCAAAAUCAAGAGUCGGAGCAAAGAUAUAAAGUGAGGGAAUUGGAGACGAGAGCCGAUCUGGAUAUCUUAACCACGAAGCGAGCACAACUCACAGAGAGACAAGAGCGCCUUUUUAAGGAGCUUACACAAGUCAAGGAGGAGCUUGCUCAAGUUGUCGAAGAAUGUAACGACAGAGUCGCGAAAUUGGAUAAUCUGGAACAAAAUUGCCGCCAAAGCGAACGCGAAAGACUGGAGGAGCGCAAGAAAACCGCUAACAAUAUGGAAAGAUUCUUUAGGAUCAAACGAGGAGAGGAUCCAAGUAGAGUUUCUGGAGGAGACCGGGACCAUUUACGCGAAGUGCUUAGGAACACUACGCGGUCCCGUCGUGGUCAGGACCAGGGUUAUGAUGCAGCCCGGGCUGAAGCUCUACAACAAGCCGACAAAGCAGCGAGAACAAUACAGGUCCUAACUCCUCCCAGGUCCGCACCACUUCCACGACUCACCAGGUCGUCUAACGUCCUUGUCCAUGUUGUCGAUGCGGAUGGCCAUUUGAUUGGUCCUGUAGAGAAGAUCGAUAUAUGGAAUCAAUGGGUUGAAGCUAUUCAAGAGAUGCCCAUAGAACGACAGGUCAAAAUACGCCGAGGCCGCAAGUUCACCUCAGAUCACUUGUCUGCCAUAUAUGAUCGCUCCGAAGCCAAGGGAGUUAAGUGGCUUGCUUGCAUGAUUCAAGCUACAGGAGAAAUUCAACAGUGGCAAUGUCACUCCUGUGAUAAAAACCAAGGUGCCUUUGCCGACUGCAUUGUUUUGGGGGGGCCGCUAUUUCAAAAGUGUGGCAACUGUGAAUGGAAUCGCCAAGGCUGUCAUAUGCCGCUGUCCAAUAAAUCUGCUAAUACCAGAGAAACGAGGCACAGGCAGAUGCAAUCUCACAGUGCCGGUAAGGAAACAGAGCCAUCGGCAUUUCGAGUGCCACCAGUGAAUCAAUCUGAUCAAAAUAUUCGACCAUAUGAAAGCCGCGAGGCAGAACUGGCGCGAUCGUCAGGCUCAUUGAACGGAAGCCCUAUCCUACCUGAGCCAGUUCGGAUGCCAACCUCAACAGAAAGCCGAGAGCAUGCACUUAUUAGUUCGAACUAUGCCACGCCAAGUGGCUUCACACCGAUAAAUUUUCGAAGCAGGCCGCCCUCUCGAGAUAUUCCAACCCCAUCUGUGCAAUCAGCUGAAAAUCCUCCGCAGCCCAUGGGACGUCAGCUUCCGUCAUCUGACGAGAUCACAAGAAGCAAUUUGGUUCUUAGACACAAUGGCACCGUGUACGUCUACCCAGAGUGCGUUGAAGGCGUCCCUCUUGUUAAGAUUGACGAAGCCCAUCCUUAUUGGGAUCCGUGUUGGCCUCGUGUGCGAUCGCUUAUUGAACCUCAAGUUGAGCUAUGGCGAGGAAAAUAUGCCGACUCUUUAGAGAGAAAGGCAAAGGGCGAAGGUGGCUCUUCCAAGUUUCACAACGGACGCCAGGUCAAUCGGGGCAUGAAAGUUCUGGAGUUCCUGCAAGACGGUGAGAUUAGCCCCUAUCAGCUUUUGUCGAAACAGUACACGCAGACAGGAAAAGGGAUCAUCACCGCUUAUGAUACGUUAUUCCGGAUGUGCGAAACGCUUGGCGAGCUGGCUAAAUAUACGCUCGACAUCUCCCCAGUGGAAUGGCUUCGCCAUCGUUUGCAUGAGCUUAUUCUGGAGCAUGGGGCGAAAUUUAAUUAUUCCAAUAUCAUGCACAACUUCUAUCAUGACCCCAAGCUUGCAGCCCUGCGCUCCAAAAACGGUUAUAAGAGCAUUGGGCGCCCGUCAAGAUGCAAGGCUAGUCAGACUAUCGGAAACGAUAAGAAUACGUCUCAAAGUGGCAAGAAGAGAAAAAGCAUGCAUUCCCAGACAGCCACGCCCCGAGCUACGCCGUCAGCCAGCUACUCCCCGCUCAUGGCUCAAGAGGACUACAGCCGUUCUCCUCUUCCGAAUGACGCAGCACCACUCUUGCCAGAAAAUUCCUUUCAUACACCGAUUCAGAAGCGCUUAAAGCCCUCAUCUCCACACAUCGCCAAGGGCGUCUAG
This is a messenger RNA of Pochonia chlamydosporia 170, 2166 nucleotides long. RefSeq lists its product as hypothetical. The record is from RefSeq and is a predicted model, not a curated record. NCBI's taxonomy places the organism in Eukaryota, Fungi, Ascomycota, Sordariomycetes, Hypocreales, Clavicipitaceae. The coding region runs from base 1 to 2166 and encodes 721 amino acids. The transcript has a single exon.